Protopolystoma xenopodis is the source of this 408-nucleotide messenger RNA. NCBI's taxonomy places the organism in Eukaryota, Metazoa, Platyhelminthes, Monogenea, Polystomatidea, Polystomatidae. The record is from the annotation of a GenBank genome assembly.
AUGAUUAAAUACUAUUGGUUUCGUUCUUCGCUUAUACGACGUCACCUAUCUGUCGAAAUGGUGGUUCGGCUUAAUCUUUCUCGUUUUCGAUUGAGCACUCUCUUACAGAUGAAUGAUAUUCCCUAUUCCGUAAUCUUGUUCAGAGGCAAACCCACUCAGGCCCAUUUGCGGAAUGUCUAUAGCUUACUAUCAAUUGGGUUGAUGUGUGCAUUUGGAGGAGCAUAUUUGCUCUUGACUACGUCCUUGGUAAAGUUUAUGUCUGGUGGCUUUCUGUUUCUCUCGCUCCUCCUCUCGCUCGCGUCUGUUAUGUACAUUUAUUUCACCGAACACAAGCAGGACAAUCUCUUUAAGCGGAUUUCUGCUUUCCUGGUGUUUGCCACUCUCACAGUGUUAUUGCCCUCGGAAUGA